Molecule: messenger RNA, 3959 nt
Organism: Coregonus clupeaformis (lake whitefish)
Lineage: Eukaryota; Metazoa; Chordata; Actinopteri; Salmoniformes; Salmonidae
Product: choline transporter-like protein 5-B
Exons: 23
Coding region: 185-2371 (728 amino acids)
Biological process (GO): transmembrane transport
Cellular component (GO): membrane
Molecular function (GO): transmembrane transporter activity
Source: RefSeq, a predicted model, not a curated record
UCGUGCUGUAAACACUUCUCGCUCAGCUGCGUGGCGGAGAUAGAGACAGAGACAGCUCAUUCCAAGGGCUCGAGGUAGGCUAAUGUAUUUACGUAGACUGGGCCAUUAAAACGCUAUUCACAUCUCACGCCUCAUAUGCUAUCUCAAAAACAAAGACGGUGCAGAAUCUCCGGUCUGAGGUGCGAUGGCUAGGAAGACGGACAUUCCUCCUUCUUACUAUGGUGAGCCACGCAAGUUUGACCCGAGCUUCAGAGGUCCUAUCCAUAACAGGGGCUGCACGGACGUGGUGUGCUGUGUUAUCUUCGUCAUCGUCAUCAUCGGCUACAUCGCUCUGGGCACCGUGGCCUGGAUCCAUGGUGACCCCAGGAAGGUGGUCUACCCCACCGACAGCCACGGACAGUUCUGUGGACAGCAGGGGACCCCCAACGCCAACAAAGCCAUAUUAUUCUACUUCAACAUAUUGCAAUGUGCCAAUCCUGCCGUUCUAAUUAACCUCCAGUGCCCUACAACCCAGCUCUGUGUCUCCAAGUGCCCAGACAGAUUUGCCACAUACCUAGACAUGCAAUACAACUACAGGUACAACAAGAGCUACUGGGAGUAUUACAGGCAGUUCUGCAAGCCGGGCUUCGACAAUCCUAGAAAGUCCGUUGCACAAGUCUUGCGAGAUGAGGACUGCCCAUCCAUGAUAGUGCCAAGCAGACCUUUCCUCCAGCGGUGCUUCCCUGACUUCAUCACCAGGAACGGGACGCUAACUGUCGCCAACAAGACAGUCUUCAAAGACGGCUUAGGUAAAACGAGGAGCGUGAUCGAUCUCCGAGACGCUGCCAACCAAGUUACCGCCAUGCAGCAAGGAGUGGAAAGUGGCAUUACCAGUCUGCUAGAUGCCAAGGAGGUUGGCAUGAAGAUCUUUGAGGAUUAUGCCAGCUCCUGGUACUGGAUCUUAAUAGGUCUGGUGAUAACCAUGGUGGUCAGCCUGGCCUUUAUCCUGCUGCUGCGGUUCACAGCCGGAGUGCUCCUGUGGCUCAUCAUCUUCGGAGUCAUCGCUGUGGUGGGCUACGGGAUCUGGCACUGCUACUGGGAGUUCAGUACACUGAGAGGGAAGCCGCACGGUGAUGGUGAUGUCACCAUCUCUGACAUCGGCUUUCAGACGGACUUCAGAGUUUACCUGCAGCUCAGUCAGACCUGGCUCAUCUUCAUGAUCUUCCUAUCGGUCAUUGAGGCGGUCAUCAUAAUAAUCCUGAUAUUCCUGAGGAGGAGAGUACGCAUCGCCAUCGCUCUGCUGAAGGAGGGGAGCAGGGCCAUUGGCUACAUCAUGUCCACUCUCUUCUACCCGAUCAUCACUUUUGUGCUGCUGGCCAUCUGCAUAGCAUACUGGGCAGUCACUGCUGUCUUCUUGGCGUCUUCUGGCGAUGCUGUCUACAAGGUCAUGUCGACGCAGGACAAAUGCAUGUAUGCCAACCUCACCUGUGAUCCAGAGACGUUCAGUCAGACCAACGUGACCAAGGUGUGCCCUGGCUCCCAGUGCACCUUUGCCUUUUACGGCGGCGAGAGCCUCUACCACCGCUACAUCUUUGUGCUGCAGCUGUGUAACCUGCUGGUGUUCCUGUGGCUGGUCAACUUCACCAUCGCCCUGGGACAAUGCACCCUGGCCGGGGCCUUCGCCUCCUACUACUGGGCCCUGAGGAAGCCCCAGGAUAUACCAUCCUGUCCACUGUUCUCCUCCUUCAGUAGGGCUGUAAGGUACCACACAGGCUCUCUGGCGUUUGGCUCUCUGAUCCUGGCUGUAGUGCAGAUGUUCCGCAUUGUUCUGGAGUAUCUGGAUCACAAACUCAAAGGUGCUCACAAUGCUUUUGCCCGCUUCCUGAUUUGCUGUCUCAAAUGCUGCUUCUGGUGCCUGGAGCAUUUCAUCAAGUUCAUGAACAGGAACGCCUACAUCAUGAUCGCGAUAUAUGGGAAGAACUUCUGCAUCUCGGCUAAGGAUGCUUUCUUCCUCCUGAUGAGGAAUGUUGUGAGGGUGGCAGUGCUGGACAAGGUGACAGACUUUCUGCUCUUCUUGGGAAAAGUGCUUAUUUCAGGGAGUGUUGGUGUUCUAGCAUUCUUCUUCUUCACCCGUAAGAUACCAGUUAUUCAAGAAGAAGUGCCAUCACUAAAUUACUACUGGGUCCCCCUUCUGACGGUGAUAUUUGGAUCCUACCUGAUUGCCCAUGGCUUCUUCAAUGUCUAUGCUAUGUGUGUGGACACCUUAUUCCUUUGUUUCUGUGAGGACCUGGAGAGGAACGAUGGCUCGACCCUCAAGCCCUUCUACAUGUCCCCUCAAUUGCACAGGAUCCUCCGCAGAGAGCAGGGCUCCAAGCUCUAUGCUGCCUCCUGAUAGGCCACCACACUGAACAUCUGCCUAGUGAUAGGCCAGAACACUGACUCACUGAAGGACUGACCCAUUUAUUAUCUAUGUGUGGGGCUGUUUGUGGUCUGGAGCAUACUAGAGCAGGGCCUAAUGGCUGGGCUGGACUCCUGACUGGCCAGGAAGGCCUUGGCAGGACAUGGCAGGACCCAAGAGGGUGGUGUAUGUAGGUGGGGUUUAGAAAAGGGCGAGGCUCUAUUCAACUUCCUCCCUCUCGCCGCCACCGCCGUUGAUACUUCUGAUACUUGCCUUUUUUCUCUGUCGUGCUUCUGUCCCUUUCUUUCUCUGCCGUGCCGACACUGCUGAUCAGUGCCUUACGUAGAGAGCGCUGCAGCAGCACAGUGGACAUGUGUGUGUGUGUGUGUGUGUGUGUGUGUGUGACGAGGGUGAAAUUGCCAUUAGCCCAACACAUUGCAAGAGGCACACAUUCUGCAAAAGGAGAUCUCUGUAUUUCGGAUGCAAUUGGUGUACUUUUUCAGAUGGUAAAAACAUUAUGGGGUUGUGGGGUGAUACAGUACAAGGGCACCCCCUUCUGACACUACUGUGUUUGUGCAAUGGUUAUAUGUACUGUAAUGUAAGGUGUUUUGGGUGAAGUUGCUCUUAGACGCUGAUCUUGGGUCAGUCAGUUUAGCAUUUUCCUCACCAAUGGUUAAGGUUAGGAUUGGGGGAGGUUUUACCCCACCCAAUAACUGUUUUAGGCACAUGUGUGGAAAAUAACCUUGAGAUGGGUUUUCUGUAAAGCAUGAUAAUUUUUGGGCUGUUUAUGCUUAACAUUAGUUGAAGAGGCACAUUUGGUCCACCAUAUUUAUUGACACUGUUACAGAUACUGCUACAGAGUCCUGGGCACAAGAACACUAUUCCAAACUUAAUGUGUAAUGCUACAUAGAUAAACUGAACACACUCAUAAAUGACAUUUGAUAUAAAUCUACAGAGUCACAGACACUUGUAGUAUGGUUUGGUUUUACAAUCAUUGAUAUACUGUAAAUGACAGAUAUAAUGUAGGCUAAGGGAGGUCAAGACUUCUGAACACAUUGAUGCUUAUGCUAAGAAUGAGAUUUGAAUAGACCCUGACACCUUUCAGGAAUUCUUAAUGCAGUCGCUAGUAAACGUGCCUAAUUCUACGUGGAAAAAUGUUCCUCUUAUUGUUUUGUGGUUUUACAUUCUAACACCGAGAACCUUUGAAAUACCGUUUAUAAAAGGAUGUUAAAGCCAUUUUUAGUAAUUUUAUAUGGAAUCGUAUGGACGUGCAGUAGUGCUGUUUUUAAUACUAGGUACUGUAACUCGCAUCUGUUUGGAGGCUUUUUAAUGUUUUUGUACAGGAGAACUCUUUUGUAUCAAUGACUCCAUGAAAAUGUUAAAUCUUAUUUUUUCCUUCUUUUUUUUUGAAUGGUUCAAUUAUAGCACAACUCUUAGGUAAUUGAUAUCUCAUUUGUAUUAAACAGAGGGUUUAUGAAAUAUUUACAUUGACACUGGGUUUGUGGUAUUGCACAGGAUUUGGGGAAGACCUGUUGUCAAACAGUGGGUUUGAGGUAAUAAAAGGUGGUUUGGCUGUGAUCAA